AUGGAAGAAAUAGUUCAGCAACAACAGCUAGAAGAGCCUGAAGGAAACGAACAAGUCCCUCCUUUGGAAACUAACUUCACAGAACUAGAUGAAGAUUUGGAACAGCCGAAAAAUCUUGACCCUCAACAAGUGUAUGCGGAGAAUAUGGAAUCUUUCCAAGAGUCUAAGAAAAAUUCGGCUGACAUAGUAGAAGAAUAUCGAAAAAUGUUCGCCGACAUACAAAAGACUCCAACAUCAGAUGAAAAUAUCCAGCAUAGAAUGGAAGUACUGAAAGAUAAUGUACACAAAUACAACAAUCCUUUUUACUUACGAGCAUAUAACGUUCAAUCUUCGGAUGAACUCGGUGAAAAUAAAAGGUUAAAUUUCAACAAAACAUAUAGAAAUGAAACAUUGUUUAAAGUUCAUUCAGAACCUAACCAAUAUGGAAACAAACCUACUUUUGUUUCUGCAGACUAUGGAACUACAAUGAGAUGGGGUCAUAAAGCUAAUCCGGAUAGGUGGUUCAUAAACUUACAACCUCAAUUCCAAGAAGUUGUAGACGCAAUGGAAGUGAAUGGUGAACCAGAUAUAGCUGGUAUUUUCAGCGCGGCUUUAAUGCCAUUGAAAGAUAUGAAACAUGCAGAUAUUUUGGACCAGUAUGAAAUGAACAUGGCUGAUGGAAAUAUAACACCUGACGUUCUAGAACAUUUAUCUCAAAGAACUACACAGAACCAUAGAGAUGGUAUAUUUGGUGAAGAGUUUAGAAAGAAAGUUAGGGAGAAAGAAGGAAGAGAACCUAUUGUACAUGACCUUGCAAACGAAAGUUUGCAAAAUGUCAUAAAAACUUACUUUGCAGACAAUGCAAUGAGAAGGGAUGAAUAUUUAAGAAAACUCAAAUGGACAGUACCAAAUGAAAUGUUAGUAUUGAAAAACAUGUUCCUUGACAAAAUAAAACCAACUACAGAAAUAAAUGACGCAAGACUGAAACAUUGGGUAAAAGCUUUCCCAUUCACAAAAGAUAUUAUUGGUUACAUGGAAAGAAAACCAGAAUGGCUACAAAAACAUAUAUUUGGAAACGAGCUUAUUCCAUAUGGACAGGCUCU
Trichomonas vaginalis G3 is the source of this 1082-nucleotide messenger RNA. Its product is annotated as protein of unknown function, DUF4106 family. The transcript has a single exon. The record is from RefSeq and is a predicted model, not a curated record. Lineage: Eukaryota; Parabasalia; Trichomonadida; Trichomonadidae. The annotation marks the transcript as partial.